UUUAGCAUAAGCUUAGCUUCCAUACUGUAAUACAAAAUCAUGGCGGACUUGAUAAUAUCCCAACUUGUAGUUGCGCCGUUGUUUAGGCAGAAUUAGAGAGAAUGCCAUGCUAAAUUAUUGUUUAUUUCCUUAAAUAAUUAAGGAUGGGUUAGUUUGCCCACGGCCUGGCUUACGCUGCCAAUAUUUGUGCCUGUUUUUUCCUCUGCUGCCCAUGUGGAAUUAAAUUACUGGCUAUUGCUAUCCACUUCUUUUUCUCGUCCCCUAAAAAUACUUUUUCUUUAAAAAUGCAUUUCCAUUUUCAGAGGCAAUCAGCAUACAACCUAUGCAGUGGAAAAUUCUUGGUCAUAGGUUCUUGCGCUUGCACAGUUGCACGCACCCAUAACCAACAUCAUAUCCCAUAAUUAAAUAAUCACAAGCCGCCGCCGCCGCCGCCGCCACCACCGCUUCCAUCAUUAAUUCAUCAUCACUUUCCUCUCAUACUUCAACUGCAAUUAGUCAGAAGAAAGAAAAAUUGAAAAAGAAAAAAUGCCUGGCACAGCUGCUGCAGUAACUUCCCGUGAAGAAGAGAGAAGUCUCCAAGACGACCUAGCUUUGCUGAUAUUAUUAGCUGAUCGGGUCAUCAAGUCAGCCCAGGAAUCAGAAUCCUCGAAACAAGAUUGCUCCGACUUAUCAAAACAGGUUGACCGUCUUUCUGAGCUACUACGCUCCGUCGUCCGCUUCACCUCUUGCACACCUUCUCUCUACGACCGCCCUCUCCGCCGCAUCAUCUCCGACAUAACCAAAAACCUGGAGCGUGCCCUUACCCUCGUCCGCAAAUGUAAACACAACAACGUUCUUCGCCAAGUCUUUUCAAUAACUUCAACUACUGAUUUCCGGAAGGUAUCAAACCUUGUAGAAUCUUCCAUUGGUGACAUGAAAUGGCUUUUAUCCAUUUUCGAGUCUGAUGGUGGUCUUUCUCUUUCACUCCCUCCUAUUGCUAGUAACGAUCCUAUUCUUGCUUGGGUUUGGACUUAUAUAUCAACUAUCCAAAUGGGUCAGAUAAAAGAUCGUACUGAUGCUGCUAAUGAACUUGCUUCUUUAGCUAAAGAUAGUGACAGGAACAAGAAAAUGAUUGUUGAAGAAGGUGGGAUUUUGCCUUUGUUGAAAUUGCUCAAAGAAAGCUACUCUUCUCCUGAUGCUCAAGUUGCAGCUAUCAGUGCUCUUUUCAAUAUUGCUACUGAUCAAGAAAGAGUAAGGUUGAUUGUUGAGUUUCUUGGAGCACCCAUAAUCGUUGCAGUUUUAGGGGAUGCUACAAUCAAAGUUCAGAUUGCUGUGGCGAACUUGGUUGCGAGGAUGGCUGAAUUGGACCCUUAUGCACAAGAAGAGUUCGUGACACAGAAUGUUACUCGGCCAUUGAUAUCGUUGUUAUCCACAGACUUGGUUUUGGAUACUGCUAAUAGUAAUAGCAGUAAUGAGUCUGCUAAAACUAGCAUCCACUCGCUUGUUCAAAUGAAUAAAGAAUUAACUUACAAGAAUAGUAGAAUCAACCGUAUUCUUUCUUUAGAUGGUAGUAGUCAUGGUAGUUCUCACCACAGAAAAGAGAGGGAGAUGCAACCACCUGAGGUUCAGCUUAAGCUCAAGGUUAGUUGUGUAUUAGCAUUGUGGAAACUGUCUACAGGGAGUGUGUCCAAUAGUAAGAAGAUUACUGAGACAAAGGGGUUGCUUUGUUUGGCCAAGAUUAUUGAGAAAGAAAAAGGGGAUCUUCAGUUGAAUUGUUUGAUGACUGUUAUGGAGAUCACAGCGGUAGCUGAGUCCAAUACUGAUCUUAGACGUGCAGCUUUUAAGACUAAUUGGCCUCCUGCAAUGGCAAUCCUGAAUCAGCUCUUAAGAGUAAUUCAGGAAGAAGAAAAUGAUCCUGUUCUGCAGAUCCCUGCUAUAAGGUCAAUUGGGUGCUUGGCUCGAACUUUUCCUGCUAGGGAGACUCGGAUAAUUGGCCCUUUGGUUGCCCGGCUUGGUAAUAGGAAUGUGGAAGUGGCAACUGAAGCAGCUAUUGCCUUGGGGAAAUUUGUGUGUCCUGAUAAUUUCAAUUGCGCUCAACAUUCAAAAACUAUUAUAGAGUUUGAUGGGGUUCCUCCUUUGAUGAGAUUGAUACGGAAUGGUGAUCAAGCCCAGGUGCAUGGCUUGGUACUAUUAUGUUGCCUUGCACUGAAUGCUGGCAAUAGCAAGGCCCUUGAACAGGCAAGGGCUCUAAAUGCUCUUCAAGGCGCAGCUCGUCCUCUGAUUAUUCAACAUCCUGAGUUGAAGGAUUUAUUUGUCAAGGCUAUACACCACCUCACUCUUUAUCAGGCUGGAGCUCAUCCUCAUACACAGCCAUUUGCAUCUGUUUAAGCAUUCAAAGCAUUUAUCCCUACUUUAAUGUUAUUCUAAUUUACCUUAUAUUAUAUUGAAAAAAGGCGAAAAAAGAUUUUCUUGAUCUAGAGAUGUUCCACAGGACUGAGUGUAAAAUUUUUGAAACAUUUAUCGGAAUCAGUUGCACAUAAUUUAUAGCCA
Messenger RNA from Ricinus communis (castor bean), 2529 nucleotides. RefSeq lists its product as uncharacterized. Lineage: Eukaryota; Viridiplantae; Streptophyta; Magnoliopsida; Malpighiales; Euphorbiaceae. The record is from RefSeq and is a predicted model, not a curated record. Gene Ontology annotation, biological process: cell surface receptor signaling pathway. Gene Ontology annotation, molecular function: protein binding. The transcript has a single exon. The coding region runs from base 526 to 2367 and encodes 613 amino acids.